ACUUUAUAUACUUCACGCUCAUAAGUGGUUGUUUUAACUACACAAGUUUGAAAAAAAUGUUGUUUUCAUAUAUUAUCUUUAUAUAGCUUUUGUUUCAGUUUUAAAGAGCCUAAAUGAGAUUAUUUUGAAUAAAACGAUGUGGUUUUUUUAAAUAGUUUGAGUGUAAAUAUUGAAAGGAGAAAUAUAUAGUGUUUAUUGUUAAGUUUUAAAUGCGACACAAUAGAAAUGUUCCUGAACAGGAAUUACAUCGGUGUUGCCUUUUGCUUGUCGCUUCAGACGAUGUUCUGCAUUAUACUCACGGAAGCAUUUGUUUAUGACAUGGACGGACAUAUAGAAAUCGCCAAGUAUAAUAAAGUGACUGGCGAGACAUUUGUGACAAAGGGUAAUGUUGUUGUGCGUCUAUCAGUCGACCUGACAGAGACUGGAAGGUAUAAGAUAGGGGAGCAAUUUGUAAAGGAUCCGGAAUGCGCACACAUUGAACUUGAAGAAGAUACUUGCAAAGACAUCACAAAUACGAUCACUGUGAUGGAAAUUAUUGGUGAUGAUUCAAAUACAAUGCUAUUUUUGUGUUUAAAACUUGGCGAAAAUAAGUGUCAUACCUUGGACAUAGGAAAUAAUAUCACUAAACCUCUCGGAAUAAUCAACAGCGAGUCGUUUUUUGAUACAUUUUCAGGUUCAUCGCCAUCGGCAUCGAUUUCCAUUGAAUCUCUAAAUAAUUCAGACAACCAAACAAAAUAUCUUCUGUUUACUCAUGACAUAUAUCUAAAACAAUUGGGCUCUUUGAAUAGGAAACCGAACUACUUUUCUGUAUUCUCUUUAAUUAGAGUCACGGAUAUCUACACUGACUUGCCAAAAGUCACAAUGCUUUCCAACUUAAAGUUACAUAUCAACCAUAACUUUGUAGUCUUAGACGCGUUUCAGGUAAAAAACGCCUAUUACUUUGUCGUACGUUACUGGGAUCAAAAGAACGACGUAAGCGACUCUGUAAUACAAGUUAAAGUAAUUAAUGAAACCAUACAACUCAUAGAAACUAGAAUGAAAUGUAAAGACAGCUACCAUGUCAACCAGACAAGCUUACUUGUUGAUGGAGACACUCAAAUAUUAUAUGCUUUGAAUAGCAAAAUGGAUAACGGCAACAGCAGAACCGUUUGUGAAAUAGAUGCGCCUUCUUUGGAAUCUUAUUUUGAUAAUAUUCAUGUCGAAUGUACCGGUAAAAAUAAAGGAUCAUAUCCAAACUGGCUCAAUUUAAGUAACAGUGACAGGUCUCGGAGUCCAUGUGACCAGGCAACUAUUGUGUUAUCACCUUCAACUCUUUAUCUAAGACAGACGACACGCUCUUUCAGCCUACAUGGACAUUUUGUUGCUAUGGAGUCAUUGACUGAUGAUAACGGGACAGCGUUGUUUUUACUGAGACAUGAUAUGUUCCUGAAAAAGGUAAAACACAGGAAAUGUCCAUCAAGGUUUCGGACUCUUACAGCAGAUAAUAUCUGUAGUAUUAUGCAGGUCAAUUCUAAAUUGUAUGAUUAGCAUAUAAUUCAAAAA
Messenger RNA from Ruditapes philippinarum (Manila clam), 1542 nucleotides. RefSeq lists its product as uncharacterized. NCBI's taxonomy places the organism in Eukaryota, Metazoa, Mollusca, Bivalvia, Venerida, Veneridae. The record is from RefSeq and is a predicted model, not a curated record. Bases 226 to 1527 code for a protein of 433 amino acids. The transcript has 2 exons.